Messenger RNA from Exophiala dermatitidis NIH/UT8656, 1182 nucleotides. RefSeq lists its product as uncharacterized. The record is from RefSeq and is a predicted model, not a curated record. Gene Ontology annotation, biological process: regulation of transcription by RNA polymerase II. The coding region runs from base 1 to 1182 and encodes 393 amino acids. Gene Ontology annotation, molecular function: DNA-binding transcription factor activity, RNA polymerase II-specific; RNA polymerase II cis-regulatory region sequence-specific DNA binding. NCBI's taxonomy places the organism in Eukaryota, Fungi, Ascomycota, Eurotiomycetes, Chaetothyriales, Herpotrichiellaceae. The transcript has 4 exons. Gene Ontology annotation, cellular component: chromatin.
AUGGCCCCAAGAAAGCACUCUCAUACAUCUCGACAUAGGGGCGUGGCCGCGUUGUCCUCGCCCAUCAUUCCUACCGAACAAAUAGCUCUCAAUCCUUCACGUCCUUCCGCUGCUGUCAACCACAAUCUCCAGUCAAUAGAGUAUACACCAGGCACGCCGCCUUUUCCAACUCAAUUUCUUGCUGAAAAUACUGCUACCUUGACAAGGCCGCCGAUAGCAGGAGACUCCCCGCUUUCGCCUACUGAGGGCCAAACUUUGGACUCGACAUCCCGUCGCGAAAGCACUUCCACCAUGAGGACCUCGUCCAUCCCCCUCGAGGGCACUCCGACCUGCACGCCCACCGGACGGAUCAGCAAAGCAAAGAAGGGAAAACGAGUUCAUGCUUGCGAAUUCCCUGGAUGCGGCAAGGUGUUCACCCGUGCAGAGCACAGAAGGAGACACCAACUGAACCAUAACCCUGAAGCUCUUUUCCCUUGUACCCGACCUGGUUGUCGAAAAGCAUUCCACCGAAUAGAUCUUCUUCAACGGCACUUGGAGAGACACGACCUCGACAGCAUGGCCGAGGCCUCGUCGACGCACAUGGGCCAUAUGUCGCAUAUCUCGGCCGCGUCAGAAUCGCCGUCCUCAGUCAUUCCCACCCCGAUCAUGAGCAGUCCUCACGCCAGCCAAAGUACUCGCAGGUCGAACUCGGGGGCUCUCUCCAUCGGGUCCCUCGUCAACCCUCAGGGAGAUUAUCGCUACAAUGUGGGAACACCGGCAUUCAACAGCUACGGGCGACAGUCAAUGCACUAUAUACCACCAGGUUUCACUUCGUCCGAAGAUUCAAUCUUCUACACUCCUGAGAGUAGCCAGUCUCCUGUUUCAGAUUACUACAGCCGCUACCACCCCAACCGCCAGAGCAUCUCCUCAUCUUCUUCUGUUGCUGCCUUUGAGCUCAAUGGAGCCUCUCCAUUGACCAGUGGGAAUAUACCUGGGCAGUGGGCACCAUCUUCCGCACCUCCGGCGAGUAUGCCCGCUGCCACCGGCAGCAUACUCGACGAGGGUGCCUAUGUUCCUACUCUUCCCUACCAAUUCCACUCUCCGAGCUGGAUGGAGACGAAUGGAACGUCAUUCGACGAGAAUUAUCAACUGCAUCUGGGCUUCUUCCCCGAGAUUCCUCAACCGCUGUACCAGCAGCUAUAA